Messenger RNA from Mus caroli (Ryukyu mouse), 4192 nucleotides. It is a transcript of the gene Usp26, whose product is annotated as ubiquitin specific peptidase 26. Gene Ontology annotation, biological process: protein deubiquitination; G1/S transition of mitotic cell cycle. The record is from RefSeq and is a predicted model, not a curated record. NCBI's taxonomy places the organism in Eukaryota, Metazoa, Chordata, Mammalia, Rodentia, Muridae. Gene Ontology annotation, cellular component: nucleus; cytosol. Gene Ontology annotation, molecular function: cysteine-type deubiquitinase activity.
GCAGCGCGGCGGCAGCAGCGGCAGCAGCAGCAGCAGAGGUGCCCUAGACUGGGAACAUUAGCGAAAAUCUAGUUGACAGUGGAAGAAUUUCCUGGAGUGGACUGCAAAAAACAGAACUGCAAGAGUCAAGAGAGUGUUGGCGUGUUCAGGCCAGAGUCUCCGUUCUAUACAGCACCAAAUCCUAGGACUUGAUUGCUCUCCAUUCACUGUUUCCACCCGUGCUGAGUGCCUGUCCUAAGAUUCUGAUAGAGGUUGUUUUCCCUUGGCAUAUACACACACUGCUGAGUUGGGAAGCUGCUUCAUUUGCAUUUAGCAUCCAUUGCCAGUCUCUGGUAAACUUGGGAAACAAAUAGAAACUCCGAGAUUGCUAAUCAGUAUACGUGAGUUUACUUGCAAAGAAAAAAGAAUUAUGGAGCCCAUAUUGAUAAAUGCUCAAGUCCAGAUGUGGAGUGCAAAGGCAGGAAUGUCCAAGUCAAGAAAUGCACUCAUUGAAACAUGUAUAGGAAAAAGAGAAGUCAAGCUGAUUCUCUAUUUCAGCACUGGAAAGAUUAAGACUUUGCAACUACACAAUAAUAUUAAAAGUGUGGUCCUUCAAACCUAUGGCGAAGACCAGAAUUACCUACAUUUGACUUUUAAAAAUAAUGAUUUCUUGUUUGUUGAGAAACUCACCACCACAGAUGCCAGAAAACUGAAGAGAUUCCUAGACAAAACCUAUCAAGGUAGUAUUCAGCCAGCCAGAAGUUAUGAGAGAUGUGGUGAGCCUAGCACAAGUGCACAGGAGUUGAAUGACUCUGGAAGUUCAUGUGAAACAAAUAGUGAGUGCUUUGAAACACCCAAAGACAGUGAAAUGUGCAUGUUUCAGGAGUUGUCUUUGCUUCCAUCCUCAUCAGCCUUUCUUCACAGUGUAGGAUUAUUAGAAACCCAAUUCAUAAAGAGGAAAAGAUUUUUCUCUGAUUUAGCAAAGAAUGAAAAUCAGAGCAACCUGAAGGACAGUAUCAGGGACUUUGAGGCAAAUUUAGUGGUGUGUAUAUCUAAUGAAAAUGGAAAAGAAAGGAAUGUAAGAGAAGUAGACAUCAGUAAGUCAGGGUUUGGAUUUCCACUUGAGACCAACUAUCCUGAAGAUAGUGGUGUGGAUGUUCGUGAUCUUAAUGAUCUCAUUACAAAAUUAUUUUCUCCAGUUCUGUUGGAAACACACGGUAUUGAGAACGGCCUAGAUUGGCAUGAGUAUAUGAAAACAUGCUUGCUUUACCCAGAGAAAUUGUGGCAAGGCCUGCCUAAUGUGGGAAACACCUGCUAUAUAAAUGUUGUAUUACAGUCUCUAUGCUCAAUACCACUGUUUAUUAAUGAUUUAUUCAACCAGGGUUUCCCAUGGAUUAAAGCUCCCAAAGAUGAUUUUAACAUGCGCUUGAUGCAACUGCUUGUUUUGAAAGAUAUUUACAAUGCACGAUUUAGACAGAAGUUACUUAUAGGCAUUACAAAAGCCCUCCCCAUAUUUGGAGAGAUAUUUGCUGCUGACAGGCAGAAUGAUGCUCAUGAGUUUUUAAGUCUCUGUUUAGUUCAGUUGAAGGAGACUUUCCAAAGAAUAACCAUGAUGUGGCAGUCUGAAAAUGAGUCGGGGGAUUUUUAUUUACUUAAAGACAUUUUUGCUGAUUAUGCUACUAUCAACAAAAUGCCCGUUUGUCCUGUAACCAAUAAUUUUGAAUUUGAGUUGCUAAGCUCCAUUUUUUGUAAAGCUUGUGGCCUGACUCUUUUUAAGGGAGAACCAAGUAGAUACCUUUCUAUCAACAUUCCCCAAGGAGGGGAAGACAUGUCCAUCCAGUCCACUUUAGAUUUUUUCUUUAGUGCAGAGGAGCUUGAGCAUAGGUGUGAAAAGUGUUUGUACGACAAAUCUGUUUCAUCGCACAGGUUUGGCCAGCUACCCAGGGUUAUUAUUGUUCAUCUGAAACGCUAUCAGUUUAAUGAGUCAUGGGUAAUAAAGAAGGAUGAGCGGCCCAUCCUUGUUUCCAAAUACUUAAGGCUGUCUUGUCAUUGUAGCAAAAUCACAAAACCGCCCCCACCCCUUCGCCCAGGUGAACAUGUUAAGAAUCUUGACUUAUUAAAACCCUUUGAAGUGUUGGGUUCUGAAAUACUCAAAUUGCCUUUUAAUUCAGUGAGGACCCCUAGAUCCAAGGGUUUCUCAACUAUAAACAUCAGAUCAAACAGGGAGUCAGAAGCACAAAGUGGGAAAAGAGUCUCUGAAGUGUUGAGUGGAAAAGUGCAGCAGGAAAAUUCAGGGAAAGGUGACACAGCACAUAUAAUUGGGUCAGAACUUACAAAGGAGACCGAGAAACUCAAGAAACAUGAGGAAGAGCAUAGACCUAGUGAUUUAGAUUAUGGUAGUAUCAGGGAGGCCCAAAAGUACCAACAGGCUGAGAAAUGUAAUGAAGGGAGAAGUGAUAAGCACAUUUCCCUAGAGGCACUUACUCAAAGCCAUCCAAAACCAAUCUCCCAGGAACAGACCGAAACCCUUGGGAAAACUACACUUUCACAUACCCAGGAUAGUAGUCAGGGUUCACAGAGCUCAUCAGGUUCCAGUAAGAGCUCCCGAUGCAGUGAUGAUCUCCAUAAGAAGGCAAAGCCUACAUACAAGGGGGAUCCAACAAAGUUAAAUAAAAAAGAAGAAAAUGUUUACAGGCUUGUUAAUGUUAUCAACCAUAUUGGGAGCAGUGCCAAUGGAGGCCACUAUAUCAAUGAUGCCUUUGACUUCAAGAGUCAGAGUUGGUUCACUUAUAGUGAUCUCCAAGUAACAAGGAUCCAAGAGGACUUUGUAUAUAGGGGUCGGAGUUCGACUGGCUAUGUCUUCUUUUACAUGCAUAAUGAUAUAUUUGAAGAGCUCUUGGCAAAGGAAACUCAGUCUACCAGCUCAUCCAAGGGUUAGGAAGAGGAGUGUGUGCCUCACAGUACAUGUCUAUCCAAAUGCCUCACUUAUCUAAACUGGAUAGAAAAGGACUAAUAAUUCUCCCAGGACCAACAGCUCAACGAACAUUUAUAGAGAAACGUUUGUUCCAACCCUGACCACAUCAGUCUUAUAAUUACAGCUCAUGCUAAUGAGUGUUCUCUUAGACAAGUUUGGAACUGUAACUUUUGUAUAGUCUUUUGUCAGAAAAUGUAUUAUUGACAGUGAGGUUUUUCAGUAUUUUGGCAGAAGUUAUAUAAUCCAAAGUUGCUUUUAUAUCGAUUAAAAUGACUUAUUUUGCUUGCAGUCAUAAACCUUCCAGUAAAAGGUAUGUUUUCUCUCAUUUCUGCUUGCUUUCUUGCAUGGCAGCAUAAUAAGUUCUAAUGGAAAAGCUUUUUAUAUAUCAGAAGAACAACCACACAUGCCCAGACGCAGCACAGUUCAGACGAGUCUAUCCAGCGCUGUUACCCCAGCUUGCUGCUCUCUUGCUCUCUCUACAUUUGAAAUGUUUCAGUGUCAUCCUCCCCUCCUGGCUUUCUCACAGUGGAUGUCAAUUAAUGGUGGUGAUGAAGUGAAGAGAGAAGAGAACAUUUUAUGGCUGCACAUGUUGGAAAAAAUACAAAAAUGUGGAGAGGGCUGCAUUUAGCUUUUGUUGAUUUGUAGGAGUUUUCAUUAACACUGAACAAUGUUCUUACUGUUCUGAUUUAGGCCUUGGUUUUAUAAACUGUUUUCAAAAUAGUUUGAUUCUGUUAAGUCUAUUUUCCAGUGUCUGUCUUUAGUUGUCUUGUCUUUAAUGGGGUUAUUUUCUUAUUAGGAAAAAAAAUUUUUCCACUUCUGGAAUUGAAGGAGUUCUGCAUGUGCUCGGGGCCCACUGUGUGCUCCUUUCUCCAGAAUUCUCUAUUUGAGAUGGUUGACACCGUACUUGUAUUAGCUGGACAGAAUAGAUCAGUUAAGAGCCUUCUGAUGACACUGGAGGAUCCUGGUCUGCAGAUGUAGCCAAUCUGGAUGCUUGAACUUUUCCACCUCUUCAGUGGCUUUCUGAUAUGUCUCUGUCAUAACUUUUGGCCUCCAGCUCUUUGAUAGAGCAUCCUGCGGUUCCUUAUCACCUGGCCUUUUCUUCCAGCUGCCAAACCAGAUGCUUUGCCUUUGAGUGUUCCUCCUCAGUGGAUAUCCUUUUCCAAAUGACAACUCUGGUUAACUGCUCAUUGACUGCAGCCCUCUCAUUCUACGUUCCUCACUUGCUUACGGCAUCUACGG